UUUUGCCAUACCUGCUCUGUGGCGAGCAUACCGGUCGAGCAGGAUGGGAUUCCAAAUUGACUGGAGCGUGGAUCGCGGCAAGGUAGCUCUGACCAUCGUCUAUCUGACCGGUCUCUGGAUGGGCUACCACAUCCUGCUAAUCCUGUACAACCUCUCUCCUCUCCACCCGCUACACCAAUUUCCCGGCCCCAAACGAGCCGCUGCUAGUUACGUCUACGAGGCUUAUUACGACUGGAUACGUCUGGGAAGGUAUACAAAUGAGAUCCGCCGCAUGCAUGAACGCUAUGGUCCAAUCGUACGCAUCAACCCCGACGAGCUACACUGCUCUGACCCCUUCUUCACCGACGAGAUCUACGCCGGCCCCGGCCGCGUCCGCGACAAAUGGCAGCACCAACUGAACAUGAUCGGCGCCGGGCCCGCGACCGCAACGGGGUUCACGACCGUCCCGCACGAACUGCAUCGCAUGCGCAAUGGCGCGGUGUCGCGCUUCUUCUCCCGCCAGCAGAUGCUGAAGCUCGAGAGCGAGGUGAAUGAGUUCGCGCAGCUCACCGUGAACAAGAUGCUGCGGGCGGCAGGGAAGGGCCCGUUCGACGUCAAGAACGCGUUUAACUGCUUCACGGCGGACGUCAUCUCGCAGUAUGCGUUUGGCGAGCCGAUGGGGUUCGUCGCGCAGGAGGGCUGGGAGCCGAACUUUGCGACCUGGGUGAAGAGCUUCUCUCGCAGUGCGUAUGUGAUGCGACAUAAUGUGCUCGUAAGAAAGUUGGCGCAGGUGUUGCCUAUGUUGUCGGACUACCUGGGAGAGGAUAUCAAGGCGGUUAUGCAUCAGACGAAUGUUGUUAUCCCACGGUAUGUGGAGGCGGCGCUGCGAGAGCCGGGGAAUGCGCGUGUCUUUUCGGAACUCGUCCAGUCGGAUAUGUUGCCCGAGUCGGAGAAGACGUUGUAUCGCCUCUCUGGAGAGGGAUUCAACUUUCUGUUUGCGGGCACGGAGACCACUGCGGCAAUACUCACAGUCAUCACGUACCACCUCCUCGCCCAGCCUGCGAUCUAUACCCGCCUGAUGGAAGAUCUCCAGGACAUCGACCCCGGCAAUCUCAGGUGGACGGAGCUCGAAAAACACAGCUACCUUUGGGCCAUCAUUCACGAGUCCCUGCGCAUGAUGCCCGGCGUGUCUCAUCGCUCCGCGCGGAUCGCACGCGACGAAGACCUCGUCUACAAGAGCCGCCACGAUGAAAACAUCAAAUGGGUCAUUCCCCGAGGUACCCCGAUUGGCAUGACCUCCAUGAUCAACCACUGGGAUAAGGGUCUCUUUCCCAACCCCGACGAGUUUAUCCCCGAGCGGUGGCUCGUCGACGGUCAGCCGAACUAUAAGCUGCAGCGAAUGUUGAUUGCAUUCGGGAAGGGCAGUCGCACGUGUAUUGGAGAGAAGUAAGUUCAUUUCCAUCGUCUCCUUGUGAUACAAUGUUGUCGUAUGGAUUGGUUGGCGUUGUUGGCGCUGCGCGUCAUCCCCCGUGCGAAACUGUAUGAGACAGGGUUGGAGGAUAUCUCGUAUGAUCAUGAUCUGAUCGUGCCGCAGACGAAGAAG
Molecule: messenger RNA, 1582 nt
Organism: Aspergillus steynii IBT 23096
Lineage: Eukaryota; Fungi; Ascomycota; Eurotiomycetes; Eurotiales; Aspergillaceae
Product: cytochrome P450
Exons: 4
Coding region: 44-1429 (461 amino acids)
Molecular function (GO): heme binding; monooxygenase activity; iron ion binding
Source: RefSeq, a predicted model, not a curated record